Capsicum annuum is the source of this 1181-nucleotide messenger RNA. RefSeq names its product 3-oxoacyl-[acyl-carrier-protein] reductase FabG. The coding region runs from base 73 to 963 and encodes 296 amino acids. The transcript has 3 exons. The record is from RefSeq and is a predicted model, not a curated record. NCBI's taxonomy places the organism in Eukaryota, Viridiplantae, Streptophyta, Magnoliopsida, Solanales, Solanaceae. Gene Ontology annotation, molecular function: oxidoreductase activity.
AAAUUAGAAUAAACAACUUUAAAAAAAAUCUCCUAGCUAGCAAAGUCCCAAUAGACUCCCCCAUAGCCCAACAUGACAACACAAGUAGUAGAAUUUGUUGAGCCAAAGACUCAAAAAAAGAGCAAUAAUGUAGCUAACCAUUUGGAACCAUGGCUACAAUUGGAAGGCAAAGUGGUGUUUGUAACCGGCGCGUCGGCGGGGCUCGGCCGCGAGUUCUGCCUUGACCUAGCUAGGUCAGGCUGCAGAGUCGUCGCGGCCGCCCGCCGAGCAGACAGGUUAAAGUCCCUUUGUGAUGAAAUUAAUACAAUGACAAAUUCAAAUUCACAUGUUGUUAGGGCUGUGGCUAUUGAACUUGAUGUUACUGCUGAUGGUACAACUAUUGAAGCAUCUGUAAAGAAAGCUUGGGAUGCUUUUGGACACAUUGAUGCUCUUAUUAACAAUGCUGGUGUUAGAGGUGGAAUAAAUUCAUCAGUGAAUCUUUCUGAGGAAGAGUGGAAAAGCACUAUAAGUACAAAUUUGACAGGAGCUUGGUUGGUUUCCAAGUUUAUGGGAAGACAAAUGCAAGCUACAAAAAGAGGAGGUUCCAUUAUAAAUAUUUCAUCAAUUUCUGGUUUAAAUAGAGCUUUAAUGCGUGGGGGUAUUGCUUAUAGUUCCUCCAAGGCUGCCAUGGACAGUAUGACAAAGAUAAUGGCAUUGGAAUUGGGUGAACACAACAUUAGAGUGAAUGCAAUAGCUCCAGGGCUUUUCAAAUCAGAAAUUACAGAGAAAUUAGUGCAAAAAGAUUGGCUAAAAAAUGUAGCAACAAGAACUGUUCCACUCAAAACUUUUGGUACAAGUGAUCCAGCAUUGACUUCACUAGUGAGAUAUUUGGUCCAUGACUCUUCUAAUUAUGUAUCUGGCAACAUAUUUAUUGUUGAUGCUGGUUACACUUUGCCUGGUGUCCCUAUCUUUUCUUCUCUCUAAGUUAAGUCGCGCCCCGCUUGAUGGACACCAGUAUAGCCAGAUCUCUCUAUAACAUUCAUCCUAAGUAUAAUAAUAUUUUGCUGAUUCUUGCAAUGUUGUCAGAAGAUAUCAGGGCAACUGACGCAGUUAUAGAAAGAUUUUGCGUAGUGUACGUGUUGUAUUAUUAUUAACUAUUUUUCUUCUUGUUGUUAUCUAUUUCAGUGAAAUGUUUCCUUCUA